Molecule: messenger RNA, 4923 nt
Organism: Octopus bimaculoides (California two-spot octopus)
Lineage: Eukaryota; Metazoa; Mollusca; Cephalopoda; Octopoda; Octopodidae
Product: trafficking protein particle complex subunit 12
Cellular component (GO): Golgi apparatus; TRAPP complex
Molecular function (GO): protein binding
Source: RefSeq, a predicted model, not a curated record
AUUUCAGCAGAAAUAUGAGGCUACAUAAGCAUCACCAUGGACCAGUCUGUGUGUCUGGAUGAUGACGACGACGAUAUCAUCUCCGAUAUCGUUAACACUGCUCAUCUCAACAUUGACCAGGAUCCUUUGAGCUCCACACUAGUCCACUCACCUACCACCGAUACACUGGACUCUGUGAUGCUGGAGCCUUCUCCUUCCGAAGACGGCAGCGAGGAGCAGGAUGGAGAGGAGCUGGCAAAAAGCACAUCAGUAAGUCCAAUCCCCGACGAUACUUCAUUGCAAGAUCUUGAAAGUGAUGCUGUAGAAGCAGCAGCAGCAGCAGCAACGACAACGGCAACAGCAGCAGCAGCGGAUGAUGUAGUAGAGGUGACACCUGCUGUUGAUGAUGAAGAAGUGAUCCCCCAAGUGGAGCCACAAGACCAACAGGAUAUAAUGAUAACGAUAACUUCACCCACCACAUUGGAUACUGCAGCAGCAUCAUCAAGUGAAGAUGAAAAGAAGUCACCAGGAGAAGAGGUACACCAAGAACCUGAAAGUGUCACAUUUGAAGGAACCGAAUCUGUUCUUGAAGAAAACUGCAAUGCACAAGAAAAGGAAGAUUUUCUUUUAGAUGAUGAAGAAUUUGAAUCAUUCACUGCAGAAGAAAGCCAGAUUGGAUUUGAACUCGGUUUGACCAGCUCUCCAAAACAAGUACUACCAGAAAAUUAUUCACACAGCACCGAUCACACUCCCCAUGAAAGAGAACGCCAUGUUUCUUCGUCUUCUAGUAAAACGCCACUAUCAUCAGAGGUUGUCAGGGAGAACAGUAUGAACCAGUUCUUCUCUGAAGUAUCACCCUCACUGGCUGAAGAGCCGGACGUGCCACUAUCACCCGCAGUCAACACAUCACCCGCAGUACCGAAACUAGUUGCUACCGAGAAUGUCAUUGUUCAGGCUGCAGUCUCCAGUCAUGGUACACCUGUCCAUCAAAGCCAACACAUCUCAUCCGCUGGACUUUCGUCGGUACCUUUCCAACAGUUCAUCGAAGACGUCAACACAGACGACCUCUUCACGAUGGGUCUUGACAUGAGCGAUUCUGACCGACGGCAUGACGCUUGGGUCCCUGUAGAGUCAACACAGAAGAUGCUCAAUGAGGUUGCUUCAGCACAAGAAAAACCUGAAUACUCUUCAGAAAUGCUCUCUACUCCAGGCAUCACAGUUGAAGAAGCACAACCUGAUCCCAUUCAAGAGAUGUUACGGAAAUUCAUGGGAGAUGAUGAAGCUGAUCUCAGGCAAACAAUGUCGGCUGAUGCUGUCUCCCAGGAUACUGAUGGCCUGUGUAAACUUGUGAAGAACGAAUGCUUCCGCGCUGCUGUUGAAAUGACUGGGAGGCUUUUGGUCGCUGCCAAACAAGGUCCUGAUAAUAUUGGGCAGGUCACACUGCACACACCUCACACUUUACAGAUUUGGUUUUGCAGAAUUGCAUUGUUGUUAAAGGUAAGUCAGAGAUCAGUGAAUCUCUCCAGAUCAAGCCACUAUUUCUCCAUAUUCAGAGGUUCUAUGGUCCCAUUUGGUCUUCGUCUUUUGGAUGCUCAGCUUCCAUUUUACCUUGGACACAACAAAGAUGCUGUAGACAAAUUGUAUUAUAUUCUUUCUGUUGUGCAACAGAUCAUUUCAAAUCUUGAAAGUGGUUUAUCAGAAGAUGGCUCUUCAGUGGAACUGUCUCCAGAAUCUAAGAAAGCUUCCCUUGAACUAUGGUCCAAGCGACAAUGUCAAGUGAUGUAUAUCAUUGCUAACAUACUUCUGUCCAUCAAGGAUUAUGUAGCUGCUCUCGAUGUCUAUCAAGAACUACUGAAGAAAGAUGUGGAUAGUCAGAGUGCUUUGCUAACUGGCAUUGGACGUAUAUUCCUGCAGAUGGGAGAUAUUGGAACAGCAGAAAGUUAUUUCAAGAAAUCUGAAGAUCUCAAUUCUGGAAUAAAACGCAGUGCUGCAAAGACUGCUUUAAACAAAGGACUUGUUGCAUUGUGUACCAGCAACUUUCACGAAGCAUUCCAGCAUUUCAAGGCUGCAGUUGUUGAAGACCCCAGUAAUCCUGUGGCAGUGAACAACAUGGCCGUAUCGUCACUGUAUUUAGGCAAACUGAAAGAUGCUCUGGACACUUUGGAAGACCUCGUCCAGUCAGACCCAACACACAACCUUCAUGAAGGCAUAUUAUUUAACUUAUGCACUCUAUAUGAACUGGAAUCAUCACAUGCACCACAAAAGAAGCAAGCCUUACUUAGCCUUGUCAGUAAACAUAAAGGGGACAGCUUUCAUGUUGCUUGUCUUAAAAUGUCAUAGAUUAAAUUUGACUCAAGGGACUUCUAACAAAUGAACCAACAACACAAGAUGGACGUUGGAUGCUUCAUCAGUAACUUUGAAUCACUUUUUGCUUAAAUGUGUAUAUAUAUAUAUGUAUAUAUAUAUAUAUAUACACACACAUGCACAUUAAAUGAAAUCCCUUUUCUGUAUUGAUUUAUACACAUGCACACCCAUGCAUACAUGACUUGUACUCACAUAUCGGUUUAUGUUAUGUAGAUACAUACAUCCAUACAAUGCACACACAUAUACACACACACAUACUAUCACACAGUAUCACAAUAAACGUUUGUUGAGCGGUGAUUGUGAUAUUAUAUUUAUUGGAAACAUCGACUAGCCCCCUACCCCAAAAUUUCAGGCCUUGAGCCUAUAGCAGAAAGACUUAUCAUUAUUAUUAUUAUUAUUAUUAUUAUUAAGUCGCCGAGCUGGCAGAACUGUUAGCACACCGGGCAAAAUGCUUAGUGGAAUUUUGUCCAUCUUUAUGUUGUGAGUUCAAAUUCUGCUGAGGUCGACUUUGCCUUUCAUCCUUUCAGGAUCGAUAAAAUAAGUACCAGUUGAGCACUGGGCUUGAUGUAAUUGACUAGUCUCCUCCCCCGAAAUUUCAGGCCUUGUGCCUAUAGUAGAAAGGGUUGUUAUUAUUAUUAUUAUAAUAAUUAUUAUUAGUAUUAAGGUAGUGAGCUGGCAGAAUAGUUAGCCCUCUGGGCAAAAUACUUAGCAGCACUUUGUCCAUUGCUAUGCACUGAGUUAAAAUUCUGCCUAGGUAGACUUUGCCUUUCAUCCUUUCGGGGUCAAUAAAAUAAGUACCAGUUGAAUGCUGGGGGUUGAUGUAAUCGACAUAUCUGCUCCUCACGAAAUUGCUGGCCUUCUGCCAAAAUUUGAAGCCAAUAUUAUGUAUAGUAGUAGUGAUCUUGGGAAUCAGUUGGGUGGCAGAAACAGUAAUACUGCUCCAAAUGCCAUACAACAUUUAGCUUCACCUCUCAUACAUUCCAUGCUCAGGUCCCACUGCAAUGGCAGGGAUCAGGGCAAAAAAUUCCUUGCUGUAUGUAAUUCAACCCUGUUCUGUGUAGCAAUUCUUUACUAUUCACUCUCACCUCACACCAGUCCCAGUGGAAAAGUAGUACACACACACACUACAUAUAUAUACACACAUAUACAUGCAUAUAUACAUAUAUAUACACACAUACAUACAUAUAUACACAUGCACACAUAUAUAUAUACACACACACAUGCAUAUAUAUAUAUGCACAUACAUAUACACGUAUACAUACGUACAUACAUACACACAUACAUACAUACAUACGUACGUACAUACGUACGUACAUAUACAUACGUAUAUAUACAUAUACGUACAUAUAUAUACAUACGUAUAUGUACAUACAUCCGUACGUAUAUACAUAUGUACGUAUAUACAUACAUACGUACGUACAUACAUACAGACACACACGUACGUACAUACAUACACACAUGCAUACACAUACAUAGUACAUACAUACAUACACACGUAUAUACGUACGUACGUACAUACAUACAUACAUAUAUAUAUACAUACGUACAUAUGCACAUACAUACAUAUACACUCACAUAUACAUACAUAUAUAUAUAUAUAUAUAUAUAUAUAUAUAUAUAUAUAUAUAUAUAUAUAUAUAUAUAUAUGUAUGUAUGUAUGUAUGUAUGUAUGUAUGUAUGUAUGUAUGUAUGUAUGUGUGUGUGUUUGUGUGAUAAAAAUUGACAGAAGCAUUAAAAUGUUGGGGAAAAUGGAAAAAUAAUUUGCGGUAUUCUGAAUUUUUGCAUUCUGAGUUUAAAUUCUGCUAGGAUCAACUUUGCUGCUCUUCCCUGUGGGGCCAAUAAAAUAAAGUGCUGAUUACAUCAACUAAAUCUUUACCCUAAAAUUGCUGCUUUGUACCCAAACCAGAAACAAUUAUUAUUAUUAUUAUUAAUAAUAGUAGUAAGUGGUUGAUAAUAGAAUCAGAAAAACAUUGGACAAAAAUGUCUUGUAGUGAUUAGCUAGUUUCCUCUAGUUAAAAUCCUUCAGAAGUCGACUUUGCUUUUCAUUCCCCAAUCUUCACUCCAUAAUCCCUGCUAGUUAAAUCAAUUGCACCCUGCUCACUUUUCAAGUUGUGGCCUUCCAAAGGUAGCAAUCACUUUUCAUUAUUAUUAAAGUAACAAGCUGGUACAGCAGCAUUUCUGAGUUCAAAUACCACUCGAGGUCCACUUUGCCUUUCAUCCUUUCAGGGUCAAUAAAUUAAGUACCAGUAAAACACUGGGGUCGAUGAAAUUGACUUACCUCCUCCCCAAGAUUUCGGGCCUUGUGCCUACAAUAGAAAGGAUUAUUAUUAUUAGAAAAGGAAUGAGACCCCUCCCUCCCAGUUAAAAUGUUCAAACUCUGAUCAUCUGUCACCCAGUCAUUUUGUUAGCUGAUAUAAAUGUAAUGCCCUCUUAUGAACUGUGAAAUAAAUAAACUAAUAUGAAAAAUAAAUCGAUGGGAAAUUGUUUAAAAAUAAGUUUUAAAUGAAGAGACAACCCAAGUGACAUUUCUUUUAAUUACAAAAAAAAUAAUAAUAAGGAAUCAAUAAAAUCUAAACAAUU